This is a messenger RNA of Exserohilum turcica Et28A, 522 nucleotides long. RefSeq lists its product as uncharacterized. The record is from RefSeq and is a predicted model, not a curated record. The transcript is spliced from 4 exons. NCBI's taxonomy places the organism in Eukaryota, Fungi, Ascomycota, Dothideomycetes, Pleosporales, Pleosporaceae. Gene Ontology annotation, cellular component: ribosome; cytosolic large ribosomal subunit. Bases 1 to 522 code for a protein of 173 amino acids. Gene Ontology annotation, biological process: translation. Gene Ontology annotation, molecular function: structural constituent of ribosome.
AUGUUUGAAGCAGAAUACCAGAUCAUCGGGCGCCAUCUGCCUUCAGAGGCCAACCCUGCGCCCAAGAUCUACCGUAUGCGCAUCUUUGCGCCUAACGAGGUCGUCGCCAAGUCACGGUUCUGGUACUUCCUUGGCAAGCUCCGCAAGAUCAAGAAGGCCAACGGUGAGAUCGUCUCCGUAAACCAGAUCCACGAGAAGAAGCCCCAAAAGGUCAAGAACUUCGGUAUCUGGAUCAAGUACGACUCGCGCUCUGGCACCCACAACAUGUACAAGGAGUACCGUGAGAUGUCCCGUGUCGCUGCCGUCGAGGCUCUCUACCAGGACAUGGCUGCCCGUCACCGAACGCGCUUCAGGUCCGUCCAGAUCCUCAAGGUCGUCGAGGUUGAGAAGACCGACGACAUCCGCCGACCAUACAUCAAGCAGCUCCUCACCAAGAACCUCAAGUUCCCGCUGCCCCACCGCAUCAACAAGAAGGCGGGCAAGAAGGUCUUCUCUGCCAACCGCCCAUCCACUUUCUUCUAA